UUCCGAUGGAGCGCUCCAACGCAGCAAAGGAUGCCGGAAAAUCAAUUCCAAAUGUCUCAAAUAAUGAAAAUGGAAACACUAAACAAGCUAAACUUUUAAGACAAGCUUCUGCAACACUUGGAAGUGGAAAUUUACGAGAUAUUAUUCUUUUGCCUUAUGGAGAGGAUGAAAAUGAAUGGAUUGCUGCUAAUACUUCCGAUUUUUUUCGACAAGUUUCAAUGCUUUAUGGAAUGAUUUCUGAACAUUGUUCCGAUGAAACAUGUCCUCGGAUGAUUGCUGGGGAAGAAUAUGAAUAUUUUUGGUCAGAUAGUAAAGGAGCAAUAAUGGAACCAUGCCCGGCUAAUGUAUAUAUUGAUUAUAUGUUGAGUUGGGUACAGGAAGAGUUGGACGAUGAAAAUGUUUUUCCUUCACAAAUUGGAAAACCAUUUCCAUCCAAUUUCAAACACAUUGCUCAAACAAUAAUGAAAAGACUUUUUCGUGUCUAUUCCCAUGUUUAUCAUCAACAUUUUAAUUUAAUUGAACAAUUAGCUGCUGUUGCUCAUUUAAAUACUUCUUUUAAACACUUCAUUCUUUUUGCAAAUGAAUUUGAAUUAAUUGAUAAAAAGCAACAAGAACCUCUUGCCGAAUUAAUCGAAAAAUUGGCAUUAAAUAAAAGUAAAUGA
Molecule: messenger RNA, 662 nt
Organism: Meloidogyne enterolobii
Lineage: Eukaryota; Metazoa; Nematoda; Chromadorea; Rhabditida; Meloidogynidae
Source: the annotation of a GenBank genome assembly